This is a messenger RNA of Plasmodium vinckei vinckei, 4503 nucleotides long. RefSeq names its product conserved Plasmodium protein, unknown function. The record is from RefSeq and is a predicted model, not a curated record. The coding region runs from base 1 to 4503 and encodes 1500 amino acids. Lineage: Eukaryota; Apicomplexa; Aconoidasida; Haemosporida; Plasmodiidae. The transcript has 3 exons.
AUGAGCUCGUUUUGGAACUUCAUAAAGUCAAAGAAAAAUGAUGAUGGUGAGUCAAAACCCACCGUUGCCCAUUUAGGGGAAGAAAACAAAUUUUAUUAUAAUAAGGAAUUAAAAAGAUGGGUAGUAAAAGGAGAGGAAGAUAAAAUUGAAGUCGAAGAAAAAAUUGCACCUCCUCCACAAAUGAGUGCUCUACAAAAUGCUAGCAGUGGAUACCGUUCCCUAAUUCAGCAAAACAAAACUAGAAGUGCCAGAACGAUGUAUGCUGAAAUCCCCGGACUUAAAACAAUAAAUAAAAAAAACACAAUUGUCCAAGGUGGAAUUGUAUCUCCAUAUAUGGGCUCAUCAACUAUCGACUUAAAUAAAAAUACACCGAAUGAUAAUAAAAAGGAAUUAUUCCCACUAACUACAUUUACUCCUAAAAUUGUACUCAGUGAAAAUAAAGAAAGUAAAGAGACUGAAGUAAACAAGAAAGAUCAAAAUGAAAAAAGACUUGAUGAAGAUAUAUUUAAUGGAGGAGAAUUCAAUAACAAUAUGAAUAACAUCUCUGAUAGUGUUUUUCGUGAUCCUGAAAAUACAAUCCUCGAACCAAAUCACAUUAAUAAUGAAAAACCCCAAAGUUUAUCUAAAGAUAAUUUAUUUAAUUUUAAUGAAAUUAACAAAAAUAAAUCUGAUUUAAAAAAUGAGGAUAGUAAUAAUUUAUUAUUCUCUGAAACCCAAACAGUGACACCACCAAAAUUAAAUGAAGUAACAGAAAUGCAAAUAAACAAAAUGAAUGAAACAAAAACUUAUGAAAUAGAUAAACCAAAAAAAAGUCAGUCAAAUAUAUCAAAUGCAAGUAAAUCUGUAAAACCACCUACAGAAAUUAAUAUCAAUAAUAAUAUAAAAUAUGAUACCAUUCCUCCUAAAAAGAAUAUUCAUGUUGUAAGUAAUCCAUUCGAAAUUAAUUCUAAAGGGGCAAUGGAAAAUUUAGAAAAUAAAAAUAAAGAAAUUAAAAGAGUUUCUAGGGAUAUUCCAGAAUUCAAUAAUACAAUUCCUAAUAAUAUAAUUCCUAAUAAUACAAUUCCUAAUAAUACAAUUCCUAAUAAUAUAAUUAAAAGAAAUAGUACAAAUGUUGUUAGACCAGUUUUUAAUCCUCAAAUAAAACCGAAUAAUAUUAACAAUAUUGAAAAUUAUGAAAUUCGAAAAUAUAAUACUCUUGAUAAUAAUUAUAUGAAUGAUAGUAGAGAAAAGGACAUAUUAAAUGGUCCUCCAAAAAUUGAUCAAAAAGAUUUAGAAAAAAUAAAUCGUAGGAAUACACAUCAAUUAUUUAACGAACCAAGUAAUGCAUUCAAUGAUAAAGUAACAGUACAUAAAGUUACUAGUCCCUUUUUAUUGAAUAAUAUAAAUGAUGAUAAGAUCGAGUUAAAUAAUAAUACUAAUGUUGCUAACACAAAUGUUAGUAAUAAAUCACCAGAAAAAAUGGAAGGAUUUGAAGAAGUUACUGGCGAAAACGUAAAAAGUUUAUCUAUGUUUAGUUUAGAUAAAGGAAUGUCUGUAGAAAUUACACCAAAUAUUAUAGCUAUGAAUGAAAGCCCUAUCAUUUUAAAUGAUUCAAAUACGAUAAAUAAAAACAAUAACAUAGAUGCAGAAAGUGAUAAAUUAGUUCAAAAUAUUUUAGAUAUGAUAAAAAUUAAGUUACAAGAUGAUGAUAAAAAUAAUAUAGAUACUAUUAUAAAAAAUGAGUCAGAACGGAUUACUUCUUUAUUGGCAGAAAAAUCAGGUUCUAUGGAAAUUUUGCAUAAUAAAAUAUGUAAACUAAAAAAGAAAGAUGAAGAUACACAAGAUAAAAAUGAUUCUACUUCUGAAGAAAUACAACAAAUUAAUAUUGAUAAAGACAAAGAAAAUGAAAUGAAUAAUUUAUUAUAUAUCAUAAAUAUAAAAAAUAAAAAAAUUAAAGAAGAAUUAGAAGCAUUUACAAAUUCUUUUAAUAUUUUAAAAAAAUUAAAAAUGAAAAAUGAUGAAAUUAUUAAUAUAUAUAAAAAUAGAGAAAGCGUCUUUUUAACUACUAUUAAUAAAUUAGAAGAAAAAAGAAAACAAAAAUAUGCUGAGUUUAAAGAAAAGGAAAAACAAUACAAAGAAUUGAUAAUGAAAAAAGAGGAACUAUUAAAAAUCGAAAAAAUAAAUAAUAAAACAAAUUUAGAAACUUUUAAAAAUCAAGAACAAAUACUAAAAGAUGAAAUUCAAAAAAUCGAAUUAAAAACAAAAGAACAAAUAAAACAAUUAAAGGAAAAUUAUGAAAAAGAACAAAAAACAAAUAUGGAAAAUAUGGAAAUUGAAAAAGAAUCUUUUAUAAAUAAUAAUAUAGAACAUCAGAUAAACAAAAUGAGAGAAGAAUUAGAAGAAAAAUAUGCAACACAAAUUAAAGAAACCGAAAUGAAAUAUGAAGAUCAAAUUAAAGAAGAAAUUGAAAAGGCCAAACAAAAUGCAGAACAUAAUUUUAAUUUUAAAUUUGAAAAAUAUAAAGAAAAUCUUGAAAAAAAUAAAAAUGAUUUUAUAAAUAAUUUAAUUAUUGAAAAAAAUAAUGAAAUUGAAAACUUCAAAAAUGAUAUAGAACAAAAAAAAUGUAUAGAAAUGGAAAAAUUUAAGGAAGAAAAUGAAAAAUUAAUGCAAGAUAAUUUCGAAAAUAUGAAAAAUCAUUUUAUAGAAGAACAAAAUAAACAAAUUGAAAAUAUCAAAAAAGAAUAUGAAUUAAUGAAAAAUAAUGAAAUUGAAUAUUUGAAAACAGAAAUGAAAAAAAGUCAAACUCAAGAAAUCGAAAAUGUUGAAUUAAAACUAGCUAGCGAACAAAAUAAAUAUAUUGAUGAUAUGAAAAAAGAAGUCGAACAUGCAUAUCAAACUGAAAUAAAUAAUUUGAAAGAAAAAAUAAAUGCAGAAAAAACUUUAGCUCAAGAAACGUUAGAAGCACAACGUAAUGAAUAUGAAAAACAAUUGGAAGCUCAACGCAUUGAGAUGGAAAAUAAACUUAUCGAACAAAGACGAGAAUCAUAUAAUAUUGGAUCAGAAAAAGAAAAUGAACUACAAAUAUUAACUGAUAAAAUUGAAAAAUUAAAUAUGGAAAUACAAAUGAUAAAUAAAGAAAAAAUCGAUUUAGAACAUAAUAUAUCUAUACUAAAUGAUGAAAGAGAAAAUAUUUUAAAUCAAAAUAAAAACUUAGAAGAUAAUUUAAAAAAUAAUGAAGAUAUAUAUAAUAAAAAAAUAAAUAUAUUAAAUGAUGAAAAAAUGAAAUUAGAAAAAGAAAUCGAACAUAUUAAAGAAAAUGAUGCAAAAGAAUCAGAUAAAAUUCGUGAACAAUUUGCAGAUCUAUUACAAGUAGAAAUUGAUAGAAUUAAAAAAGAAUCUAAAGAAAAAGUAAAUACCUAUAUACAACAAUAUAAUGAAAUAAGUAAAGAAUAUGAAGAAAAAAAAAAAGAAUAUAAUGAUCUAUUAGAAAAAGCUAAUACAUCAAAUAAACAACUAACUGAAAAAUAUGAAGAAAAUAUCCAAAAAAUAAAUGAAUAUGAAGAUACUAUUAAAAUGCUUGAAAAUCAAACUGAAGUUUUAGUUACUAAAAAAAUUCAAGAAUUAAAUGAAGAUUUUUUGAAAAAAAAAGAAACUUUUGAUAAUGAAAAAAAUGAAUUAUUAAAAAAUUAUGAACAUGCAAUGAUCGAAAAUAAACAUAUUAAAGAGCAGCUAACAAAUUUUGCUAAUUCAAAUGCUAAGGAAAAUGAAGAAAAAAUAUCACAAAUAAGAAAUCAAUAUGAAACACAAAUUAAAGAAAUGCAAAUUCGUUUUGAUGAAUUAUUAAAUGAAUCAAAUGAAACAAAAAAUAAAAAUAAUGAAAUUUUAGAAAAUAUUGUAAAGGAACAAAAUGAUAGAGAACAAUCAAUUCAAUGCCUCAAUAGUGCCAAUAGUGAAUUACUUACAAAAAAUGAACAACUUAAUCUUAAUAUUACUGAAAUAAAAAAUGAAUUAUCUAAUUAUCAAGAAAAAUGUGAUAAAUUGACUGAUGAAAAUAAUCAUCUAAAAAAUGAAGAACACAAAAAACUUUUAGACAAAAUACUUAACCUAGAAAAUGUUAAUAAACAUUUAAUGGAAGUUACAGAAAAAGAAAGAGAAAUUAAUAUAAAAAAUGUUAAUAUUAUUAAGUCUUUACAAAAUCAAAUUAAUGAACAAACAAAAUUAUAUAAAGAAUAUACAGAUGACUUAAAAGAUGAAAUUUCUAAAUUAAAAAAACAAAACAAAAACUCAAUCGAUAGUAAUGCUUCAAUGGAUAUAAAUUCGUCUACAAAUAAUGCUCUUAUAGAAGAAAAUAAAAAAUUGAAGCUACAAAAUGAAGUUAUAAAUACAAAAAAUGAUACAAUGGCAAUUGUACUAGAUAAUCUAACAAAACGAUUGAGUUUUAUUGAAUCAAAAAUAAAAGAAGAAAAAUAUGGAAAUGAUAUAAUAAAACAAGCAAAUGAUUUACAGUUCCAAGGGUUUAAUUAG